Zea mays is the source of this 1565-nucleotide messenger RNA. RefSeq names its product Cell number regulator 5 (gene CNR5). The record is from RefSeq and is marked validated. NCBI's taxonomy places the organism in Eukaryota, Viridiplantae, Streptophyta, Magnoliopsida, Poales, Poaceae.
GCGCGUCUUCAUUCUUUCUCCCUGCCCCUGCCCUCGCCUGCUGAAGGAAGCCGCCUUUUUGGAGUUUGGACUCGGGAGGACAGCCUCCGCACUUUCCGUCCGUCGCGAGGAAUUCCUGCCCGGGCGGGCGUAGAGCAGGGCGAAGCAUUCGUUGGGGACGAACGUUUAGGGCCGGGGAUCGGGGAACACGAGGCUGCGCGUUGGCGCAAGCAAGCAAAUUUUGGGUCCUAGCUUGAAGGACUGCCAUCUUUUUUUUUGGUUGGUGAGCUACACAUCAAAUGUUAAUCCCCCGUUUCCGUACUCUUAUAUUGUGCUUAUUAUUAUUAUCUUCUGUAAUACUAUAGCAUUUAUUCUGUCUGUACAUAGGUGGGAUCAAAUUAUCUGUUAAGGUUCCUUCGUUUAUGAUCUUUUACAUCUAUAAUUUGCAACUCAUCUCUUUGUUUGAUUUGAUUUGAUUGCCCUGCCUGUUGAUGGUGAAACUAGCGUCUGUUUGAUAGAACGCAUUUUUGCCGGCCAGCUCCACUCGAGAAUUUGAAGGAAUUUUACCAACGUGGGGAGCUGAAUUUUUUUUCUGCUCCUCACAUUUUCCACUCUCCACCCGCGCCUGACUGCAGCUGGCUGCGAUCCCCCUAUCUACCACCUGAUUCAUCUUUGUCUCCGUCGGUGCCGCCCUCUCCGCCAGCCUGACCCCAGGGAUGGCUGGAAAAGGAAGCUAUGUACCUCCACAAUAUAUUCCCUUAUACAGCCUAGAUACCGAAGAGGAUCGUGUCCCUGCCGUGGAAGAGAACCAUGCUACGCGCCCUAAACUAAACCAGGAUCCAACACAAUGGUCAUCUGGCAUCUGUGCCUGUUUUGAUGACCCCCAGAGCUGUUGUAUUGGUGCGAUUUGCCCCUGUUUCCUUUUUGGAAAGAAUGCACAAUUCUUGGGAUCUGGAACUCUUGCUGGAUCAUGCACUACGCAUUGCAUGUUGUGGGGCCUUCUCACAAGUCUAUGCUGUGUAUUUACUGGAGGUCUAGUAUUAGCAGUUCCAGGAUCUGCCGUUGCUUGUUAUGCUUGCGGAUAUCGCAGUGCACUAAGAACAAAGUACAAUCUUCCGGAAGCACCCUGUGGCGAUUUGACGACACACUUAUUCUGUCACUUGUGUGCUAUAUGCCAGGAGUACAGGGAGAUCCGUGAGAGAACAGGCAGUGGCUCCUCACCAGCUCCUAAUGUGACUCCACCUCCAGUUCAGACGAUGGAUGAGCUUUGAUCUUUAACUGAUAUGAAUGUAUGUUAUCUGACAAACUUUGGUGUGUGGCCUGGUGACUAGUGCUGCCUUUGCCUGUUGGCAUUUUGACAUAUUUUUGUUCUUGGGCUCUCACAACGCUGCUAUGUUGUUUGUAGAGUUGUAAACACGUUUUGAACUAGUGAACCACUGACAGUUCACGGAAGUUGUAACACAGUUGUACCAUGGAACUGUAGUAGAAUUAAGUGUAUUUUUUUGCUAUUUAUAUAGGUGAGAGGAUGAGAAGGGAAAAGAAAAGAAAUGCGCUUAUCAUGCAGAAUGUUUCAUUGUGUUUAGUUC